CACGACUUGCCGUUUGUGCAGAACAAAAACACGUUCGUGCAUGUACCAGUGCGGUCUUUGCGUUCUGACGUAGGGGCUUUGGAUGAUGUGGAGCAAUCGGGUAGUGGGGGUACCAGUGGCAGAGAUGAGCUGUAUCGGGAGUUGGUUUACUAUUCUGGUGUAUUCGGAGAGCAGCAAACUUUGGCAGAAGCUCGCACUUUUUCAUUGUCGGCGGGGACAGGACGAGAGCAUGACCUACAAGAGGAGAACUCUGCCGGCGCCUUAGUACAAGAACUACCGGGUCCUGUCUUACCAUCCUCGGCAACACUUGGAACGGAAAAUGAACCAGAACAAGAAGAGAACAAGCUGUUGCUUCAGAACGAUGAGGACACUACGAUUAGUAAGGGAAGCCGUGCUCCUCAUCAGGUCCGCGUCUUGUUCAAGAAGGCUGCUCGUAGUCGCGGUCAACCGCGCUCACGCUCAAUACC
This is a messenger RNA of Amoebophrya sp. A25, 467 nucleotides long. The record is from the annotation of a GenBank genome assembly. Lineage: Eukaryota; Dinophyceae; Syndiniales; Amoebophryaceae.